Rotaria sp. Silwood1 is the source of this 2733-nucleotide messenger RNA. Lineage: Eukaryota; Metazoa; Rotifera; Eurotatoria; Philodinida; Philodinidae. The record is from the annotation of a GenBank genome assembly.
AUGAUUAGCUGUGAACCAAUCGAAUCUUAUAAAAUUCCAUUAAAAGCUUGUCAAAAUUCAGUUAUUGAUCAUAAUCUUGUUACAAUACGAUUAAGUGUUGAAUGGCCAGAAAAAUGUGGUGAUAAUCCUAAUCUUGUGAUGUAUAUUACAAAUAAAAUACCACCAACAACAUGUAUGCAACAAAAUCAACUAUUAUCACCUAAAUGUAGUAAUCCCGUUAAUCAUUAUCAUUAUUAUCAUCAUCAACGACAAGAUAAUUUUGAUCCAAUAUAUCAACAACCACAACCACCAUUACACCCGCAACCGCAACAACAACAACAACAACAACAACAACAACAACAACAACAACAACAACAACAAUACCAUUAUUCUCAACAUCAUUCACCACCGAUAAAUUAUCUUAAUUUAUCAAAUGCAACAAUAGUACCUACUAGUGAUCAGAAUGAUGUUUCAUCCACUACAACAACAGAAGCAUAUAAUAGUAUACAAUCACAAACAUUACCAUCUUCUACAACAAUUCAAUCAAUUGGAAACCAAUCACAAUCUCAACUAAUACCUAAUUGUCGCUAUCAAAAUACGACAAAUCAACGAUAUUCAUUGCAUCAACAUGCUAUGCAUGCAGCACCAUCUAAUAUGAAUGAUUCUCAAUUAAAUAUGCAAAUGACAAACCUAAACCCAAUAUCAUCAAUGAAACAGUCGUCUUCAUUGACAACCCACGCUGAUUUACAGCAAACAUCAACUAUGUCUUGCCCAUCAUCAAUGUUAACAAAUUCAAAUACAAAACGUAUUAUUUGUGUUUGUUCAAAUCCACCCAACGGUCAUAAUCAUAAUUGUCCUGUUGUUAAUUUUAAUAAACAAUCAUCAAAUACAAUUUUGACAAAUGAAACUAUAUAUCGGCCAUUAAAUGAUCAAAUGAUUGCUCAUCGAACUACAUUUUCUUCACAAAUACAUUCGAAUGAGACCAUUUCAACACUUUCUACGAUAGAACCAAUACAAGCACCAUCGUUACCAUUUCCAAAUUCGGAUCAUAUGAAAACAACUGGUCCAUCAUCAAAUGUAGCAAAAAUAAUUUCUAAAAAGUCAUCAUUACCACCAAUACAAAUGCCUUCAUUGAAUACUGAUAAUAAUUUUCAACAACAAACAUCAAAUUUUUCUCAAAUUAUGAUGAAUAAUUCAUCAAAUUAUCAAACACCUUCAUCAAUAUCAAUGCCAUUUGAAGGACAACAAAAUAUUAAUCCUAAUAAUUCACUUCAACAAAAACAACAUCCGAUAAAUAAAAAUAGUUUAAUAAAUCAAGAUCAAUUAUCACAUCAGAAUCAAAAUGAUUUACAUCAACAAAGUCAAAGUGCUAAUAAUUUAAAUACCUCAUCAACACAGCCAAAUAAUAAUCAUAGAAUUUUAUCAUGUCCUUCUGAAAAACAACAAGAUAUAUUUAUUUUUCCAGAUAAUCCACAAACUAUCACAACUGUAUCAGCAGAUAAUACUUUACAUGACUCAACGAAUGAUAUCAAUAGAAAUAUUGAAGAAGAAAACGAACAAGAUGUAUAUUCAACACAAUCAAAUAUAAGAUCACCGGUGAAACUUGAUAUUUCUACGUCACAAAAUUUAAUGAAAACAAGAAUCGGUUCACCAGAAAUCGAUCAAACUAUAUCGGAUGUUAUUAAUGGCAAAGGAAAAAUUUCCCUUAAUAAUAAAUCAAUAUCACCUAGUGUAAAACAGCAGCAAAAAAAACAACCAUUAUCAGCUCAACUCGUUUGGGAAAGCACUGUACCAGUAACAACAAAAGCAACACAACCACAAUUGAAUCAAGAACAACAACAGCAACAACAAAAAUUAACUUAUGAAUCAAAUACUUUGACAUUAAAUCGUCCAAAUGUUCUUAAUAUUACACCAUCAAAAACCCAUUCACCUUCGACAGGACAAAGUAACAUAAAUAAAUUAUUACAACAAAAAACAGGAACAGAUAAUAGUAAAAAAAGAGACCGAUCAAAAUCGACGAGUUCUAUAAAAUCAAAACGUCCGAGUGCAUCUAAUAUUAAUAUGCCACAUCCGACAGCAGCGUCAUCGUCUUCUCAAGAUAUGCAGCGAACAACACCGACAACACCACCUAUUACUUCACAACCAAACUUAGUUAAUACACUAAUUUCAUGGUCGAAUGCAUCCACGACAUCAUCGUCACCAGGACGUGUAACAACAACAACAACAACAGCAACGACAUCUAUUGCAUCCAACGAAAAUUUAAAUCACAAUUUAACAAAUAAUUCAUGGCAAACAUUAAAUAUAGAGAAUAACGAUGCUUUAAAUGAUUAUUAUGGUUCUCAUGAUGAACAACGACAAAUGCCAUACACAAAAAAUCAUCAUGAUAUUGAGAUAGAUGAUGAAUUUUUAGCGCAAGCACAUGAACAUUUUAAUUCAUCAACACCACCACCUCCAUUACAAUCAGCAUCAACAGGAAUUAUUAGUGAAAUACUAACUCCAACAUCAAUAGAUAAAUCAUUAAGUAUAUCAGCAGCAUCGGUAAUCAAUGCCGAUGAUGUUUAUGAAAAUUUUUUUCAAUCAUAUACACCAUCUUGUUUAUCAAUAUCGCAAGAAAAUCAAGUAACAUCAUCAGUAUUAACACCACCUGAUUUUCAAAGUAAUCAUUUACAACAGCAACAGUAUUAUUCACAAGUUGAUGAAUAUUUUGAGUCGCAACUACAAUCACAAGUAAGAAUGUUACAAUCUUCAUGUUAA